This is a messenger RNA of Lingula anatina, 1045 nucleotides long. Its product is annotated as sulfotransferase 2A1. Gene Ontology annotation, molecular function: sulfotransferase activity. Lineage: Eukaryota; Metazoa; Brachiopoda; Lingulata; Lingulida; Lingulidae. The record is from RefSeq and is a predicted model, not a curated record.
AUGGUUCUGAAGGCAAUAAGAUCGUUCUUCAGGCGGCUUUACAUCAUCUUGGUGGAUCUGUACACGUUUCCGGAUCUCCGACCGGUGUUCUUGGCUGGCAUGAAGAACGGAAUGUUGGGGCUGAUUUUUAAAGGUCCAGUUUAUAAAGAUGUAAGCGACAGUUACGGUGGCAGUGCCCGGGUGAUGUAUAUUCAAGGAGUGCCGCUGCCUCCCUUCCCGUCAAUGCAUGCUAACUUAUUGGAACAGGAUGGAUUCAAGGCCCGCAAUGACGAUAUAUGGGUAGUUAAUUGGCCAAAAUCAGGCACACAUUGGAUGUGGGAAAUAGUCAAGAUGAUAACUUCUGGGCGGGCAGAAUUAAAUGACUCUUCUAAAGGAGGCACCAUGUUUCCGGAACUGUGUCCGCUCCACGUAAUAGAAAAGAUGGCGUCACCGCGUGUCCUGAAUACACAUGUGCCUCUAAAACUUUUCCCAAAGGUAGCGCUGAAUAGCAAGAUAAUCUACGUUGUUCGUAACCCAAAGGAUGCAUUUGUGUCUUUAUAUUAUCACGCAACAGGUAUGGAGCCGAAGUCAGCGAACUGCUCUUGGAACGGGAUGUAUGAACUGCUGGUGAACGGCAAAGCUCAAUAUGGCGACUGGUUCGACCACGUGGAAGAAUGGUUGAAAGUUCUGGAGAACAAUCCAAACGCCCUCAUUGUGACGUAUGAAGACAUGCAAAUGGACCUUAAGAAACAAGUGCGUCUAGUGGCCCAGUUUUUGGGACAUGAAAAAUCAGAGCAGUUCUACAGCGACGUGGCUAGACUAUGCUCUUUUCAGCAUAUGAAGAAAGACAAGAAAGAUGUCAGAAGUGUCUGGGCAGAGGAUAGCGAAGGCAUUUUUAGGAAAGGCACGGUGGGAGAUUGGAAGAAUCAUUUCACAGUGGCUCAGAACGAGGAGUUCAAUAAGAUAUUCUGCAAGAGGAUGAAGAACAUCAACCUUGACUUGAAAUUUGAGCUAUGAUGAAAUAUCGCGUUUUUGGCUAUCGAAAGCCGGUGUAACGGUAAUCCAA